Molecule: messenger RNA, 3802 nt
Organism: Hyaena hyaena (striped hyena)
Lineage: Eukaryota; Metazoa; Chordata; Mammalia; Carnivora; Hyaenidae
Gene: BEND7
Product: BEN domain containing 7
Exons: 9
Coding region: 397-1692 (431 amino acids)
Molecular function (GO): DNA binding
Source: RefSeq, a predicted model, not a curated record
CCCAGGCCGGCCCGCCGCGCCGCGCCCUCCCCGCCCCCAACUCGCUCCCCAACGGAAAGUUCGGCUCCGGCGGCGUGAGGCACCGCGACCGGGCAUGAGAAGGGGUCGGGGGGCGUGCUGAGGGCGCCGGGCGGCGGCGGCGGCGAGGCGGGGGCAACUUCUCCCGGGAAAGCGCCUCCUGCCGACCCCGCGAGCCGCAGCCCCCGAGUGGGCUCGAGGUGGUUUUUCCCUUGCCUUUGCCUCCCCCUGCGGAUUCAAGACGCGGACCUUGGUCCUGGCGCUCCCGCUGCCGGGUGACAAGAGCCAGCGCCGCCGCCGCCGCCUCGGCCGCCGCUCCCUCCGCCCGCCGGCCGCCCCCCCGGCCGCAGCCCCCGCCGCCUGCCGCCUGCCAGCACCAUGGAGUUCUCCGAGAGGAAGAGGAGCAGGAAAUCCCAGAGCUUCAAACUGGUGAGCCGAGAUUAUCACCAUGAGGUAUAUAAGAUCUCAGAAUUCAGCAACGAUGUUAAUGGGGAGGCCAAAGAGACACAACCCAUUUAUUUAGGAAACGAAAGCAUGGAAAUUAAAAAACAAAUUACAGGAAUGAGAAGAUUGCUGAACGACAGCACCGGGAGGGUCUAUCAGCGUGUCGGCAAGGAAGGAGAAAAAUUGAAAGAAGAGCCCCAGGAUUUGGAUUCGGUCUGGCCUCCGCGUUUGAACUCCACUGCUGAGGCCCCACAGAGCCUCCAACCUUCUUCACGUGGUGCAUGGAAUGAGUUACCACCCUCCAGCGGGCAGUUCUCAGGGCAGUACGGCACCCGCUCUAGAACCUUCCAGAGUCAGCCCCAUACCACCGGGAGUUCCAACGGAGAACUUCCAGCAGUGAAUUCGUCAGGUGGAGCAAACUGCUGCACGUGUAACUGCCAGUCGACCUUGCAGGCCAUCCUCCAGGAGCUCAGGACUAUGCGGAAAUUAAUGCAAAUUCAAGCAGCUGGAGCCCAAAACAGACAACAACCCCCGAUUUCCCUCAUAUGCUCCCAGCGAGCCGCGGUCUCGCGCAAGAGAAAUAAAAAGAAAAAAGUGCCCCCAAAGACUGUUGAGCCUCUGCCCGCAAAACAGAAGGCCGGCGUGUUAGGAGCCGAGAAGACAGCAGUGGCCUCUGAGCAGUCCGGUGCCCCGGCGGCCGAGCACCCGUCCCCUGGGGACAGCCGCGUCCUAGGAUUCGGCAUUGUCCUGGAGUCGCCGGCCUCAGAUCCAGAAGUGCAACUUGCUGAAGGCUUUGAUGUGUUCAUGCCUAAAUCACAGCUGGACUCUAUCUUGUCAAACUACACUCGCUCAGGAAGCCUUCUGUUUAGAAAGCUGGUGUGUGCGUUUUUCGACGACAAGACUUUGGCCAACUCCUUACCCAAUGGGAAGAGGAAAAGAGGACUCAAUGACAACCGGAAAGGACUAGACCAAAAUAUUGUGGGUGCAAUAAAAGUCUUCACAGAAAAAUACUGUACCGCUAAUCACGUGGAUAAACUUCCUGGCCCUAGAGACUGGGUACAGAUUCUACAAGAUCAAAUUAAACUGGCCAGAAGAAGGUUAAAAAGAGGCUCAGCAGAGGUAGCGGACGGUGAUGAGAGACUGGACGGCAUCUCUCUACCACCAACAGGUAAUAUAUUUGACACCAGGAGAGGAAACACGGAAGACACAGAGCCAGAUUUCACUGCCUAGACCUCCCUUUUAGUGACAGUGCUCAUGAGCCCACAUAACUCUCCCAUUCGAAUUCCCUCAGAGAUGCACGUAGCGUUUCAGGUUCCUGCCGAGUGUGGGUGUUCUGUGAACGUUCCCCGUCAUACUUGCAGAGUUUUCAUCUUCUUUCUUUGUACUCCGUGAUCAGGCAGCCUCCAAUUUGGUAUAAGAGUUUUAGAAAUCAUUUUUGAAGAGUUGACUCAUUCAUCCCCACUCAGAAGUCCAGCGUAUGACCUAUUUGGUCAUGGCUCACUGAAAAGCAGAGUUCUCUCUGCUCGUUUUUCUCAUAAGCUCAAGGUGAAUAGAUAGAGUUCUGACGCAUAUUUAUUUUAAUGUGCGCUGCAUCGAUGCAGCUUACAGGAGAGCAGCUCUUUCUAGCACUGAGGGAGCGGUUGUGAAGGCCAACGUUAACGAGGCCUUCCGCAGCCUGGAAGAUGAAAAAGUUGUUUGGGGAGACAGGCUAGCUCUGACCUAUUAGAUGAAAUCGUUUGUGACAUCGGCUCUUCCAAAAAUGGCCAUUUGUAACUGAGUAAGAGCAAAUGAUCUGUGAAUUCCUAGGAAAGAAAAACCUUCAACACAGUGACAAAAUAACUAAUUAAAAAGUGAGAAACCCAAAGUAACCAGUGACCGACACGAUACCUAACAACUGUUCUCACAGACGGCUUAGACUGAGCUGUCCGGUGUUCAGGCACGGCGUGGCGGGCAGCCACAAGGCUCCUUGAUAUUAUAUGCUUUAUUUGAGUCCCGGUAUACCUGCCUUCCUCUUCACAUGAAAGCAACAUACGAAAAUAUGGGCUUAUACUAAAGCAAUAUCUUGCCGUGUUUUACAGAAAUAUUUACCUCCAGAGUCCCUUCUCCGAAAAGAUGGUGACUGUAAACCGUUUUCCUCACAAACACUGCAUGUAGACCUCAUUCACUGUAUAAAGCAAAUUACCGUGAAAUCUUUGGCGCUCGACCCAAAGGCCAAAUGUUGGCUGGAAGGAAAUGUGGACCGUAGAAAUGCCAAGCCAGAGGUGGGGAAACGGUUGUGCUCACCGUUUCCGACCUUUGCCUGGCACUUCCGAAGGCUUAGUGCGGCAGAGCUCAAAGUUACUGUGUAGGCGCCCUGUCCAAGGCCCUUGUGCCGUCCAACACUGGACCUGAGCCGGGAGGGGCUCCGGGGCGGGUCAGCGGCCCACUGACCACCAGCUCAUCAACUGGAAACCGUAGGAGGCUUCCCUGAAAUGUGACAAAACUGGUUCUAGGUGUGACUCGUGGAAUCAGUCUAACUGCGAGACCGUGGCUUCUCGUAUCUGUGUCUCCUGUCUUACUUCUGAAGCUGUGAGGAAGGUUCAGAGAAACCGUUCGCAGCACACCCUAGAGGUGUUUUCAGCCUUUUUCAUUUUAGGCCAGUUGGUGGUCCCUUCCCUGAGCCCAGUCCUGGGGGAAAACACUACACACCAGGGCUCUGGUUUUUCUGCAGCGUAGGUUUGAAAAAUUUGUCUCCUGCCCCUCAGAAGGAAAUCUUUCUCAUGGGAACUGAAAAGAUUCCUUAGUGACCUUUCCACUCUGUUACAGUUAGAUGAGCGUGUUGCUAAUAAAGGUGGAAACAUUUACCUUACAACCGUGGGAUCUGUUAAAUCUGCAUCAUGAACCUUCAAAAGCACUUCCUUCCAAGCCUGGGCGACUGCUUGGAGUUUUCAGUACUUGAGGAGGAGAGGGGAUUGUUCACCUCACAAAUACGUGCAAUGCAUCCACAGAUUGGAGACACAUAUCACAAAACGGCGACAGUAAAAUCCUAUUUUGUACAUUCAAAUUGUAUUUGUGUUUACUUCCUGUGACUACUGUUCAGACUUUAUUCAGAAAUCCUUUUUAUAGGCGCUCUUAGCAAAAGGAAAAAUUCCGUGUCUAUGGAUGUCUCAAUCUUCUGUAUAUACGUUUUAUUAAUAUGUAAAUAUUUAGAUUUUUUUAAAAUUACUAUGUUCUUUAAAAAAAAUUUCAACACAAGGCUAGUUGUGAAAAUGGUGUAUAACGUUGUGUUGUGAUAUCAAGUCCCAAGAUGCUCUUUAUGUCCGUUCCAGAAGAACACAAUAAAUUACUUUAAUUGAGCAUG